Metschnikowia bicuspidata var. bicuspidata NRRL YB-4993 is the source of this 1269-nucleotide messenger RNA. It is a transcript of the gene NPT1, whose product is annotated as nicotinate phosphoribosyltransferase. Gene Ontology annotation, biological process: NAD+ biosynthetic process. The record is from RefSeq and is a predicted model, not a curated record. The transcript has a single exon. Lineage: Eukaryota; Fungi; Ascomycota; Pichiomycetes; Serinales; Metschnikowiaceae. The coding region runs from base 1 to 1269 and encodes 422 amino acids. Gene Ontology annotation, molecular function: nicotinate phosphoribosyltransferase activity.
AUGGUACAUCAUAGCGCAAUAAAGUCCCUAUUAGACACUGAUUUGUACAAAAUUUCAAUGCAGGCUGCUGUACAUAAGCACUUCCGGGACGUGCCGGUGUCGUAUAGGUACAAAAAUAGAACGCGCCAACUUAGUUUGAACAGAGCGGCCAUAUCUUGGUUGAAAUCCCAGAUCCUUGCAUUGGGCGAAUUGAGGUUCUUGCCAGAUGAAAUCUCGUAUCUUCGCGAGACAUUACCGAUGCUUCCUCGAGAGUAUUUGGAUUCGUUGAAGGCGUUUAAGUUGGAUCCACCGAGCCAGGUAAAGUAUUACAACGACGAGAAAGACUUGGAUGAGUUCUAUCUAGAAAUCAGUGGACUGUGGUACGAGACAAUCCCAUAUGAGAUCCAUAUCUUGUCGCUCGUAUCAGAGGCUUAUUUUAAGUUUGUCGACACAGAGUGGAAUUACGACGGUCAGUACGACAUAGCCGCGGAAAAAACACGCCAACUUUUAUCGAACAAUUGCGCCUUUAGCGAGUUUGGUACUCGCAGAAGAAGACUGGGAGAAGCACAGGAUAUUGUGGUGAGAGCAAUCAUGGAAACGGCACAGGAAAUGGGCCCAGAGAAGGCUCGACUCUUCUUGGGCACCUCGAAUGUGGCGUAUGCUCGAAAAUAUGGCGUUGCACCAAUUGGAACAGUGGCACACGAGUGGUUCAUGGGUGUAGCGUCCAUAACCCAGGACUACACAAAUGCUAAUAAGACUGCCAUGGAAUAUUGGUUACAAACGUUUGGGCCAGAUCAUUGUGGCUUGGCACUAACUGACACUUUCGGCACGGAUGCGUACCUUAAGAAUUUCACAAAGCCAUACACAGACUACUAUACUGGUGUUAGACAAGAUUCUGGAGACCCCGAGCUCUACUGCCACAAAAUAGCUGCUCACUUCAAGGCCUUGGGAUAUCCUGCAUAUUCCAAAACCAUUUGUUUCAGUGACUCAUUGAAUAUCGGCAAAUGUCUCAAGUAUAAAAAAUGUGCUGACCAGGACGGCCUCAAGGUGAGUUUCGGAAUUGGCACGUUCUUCACCAACGAUUUCAGCAGCACGGGUGCGCAAGGAGGGAAGUCACCGCCCCUUAAUAUCGUGAUUAAGAUGGCAUCUGCAGCAGGCAACCCCUCUAUCAAAAUCAGUGACAAUAUCGGGAAGAAUAUUGGAGACGCCGGUGUCGUGAGGAGAGUCAAAGAGGAGCUCGGCUAUACAGAGAAAGAGUGGAAGGAGGGAGAUGAAACAAACCGAUGGUAA